CGGUUCAUCCAAAAACGAAAUUCUCACGAUCCUAGAAUUAUGAAACUUCGUUCGACCUCCAAAUCUUUCAAACCCGAAUCCGAUUGUUGUUUUCUCCCCGUAAUCUCCAAUUAAUUUCUUCACCGAAUGGAGGAAAAUCAAGAUCACUCCAUCCGCAAUCACAAGCACAGCGGUUACUUGUGUGUUGUUCUCUCGAUUUCCCCUGCUAACACGCAUAAUCAGAGUGUCGACAAUGGCAUUCCCAAAACCCUAAAUGUCAACACUUCUUGUGACAUUUUUCGAGAUGGACCCGAUGUCGGUUUUGUCUCGUCAGACGGCUUUGUUAUGUCAUUGAUCAAUUCGAACUCCAUGAAUUCUACUGCUAUCCAUGAAGAAGAUACAGGGAAACCCCUGAAAUCUAAGAGCGAAAGGGGUGGUGGAUCAAUGUCAGUGUCGAAGAAGAAGUUGAGCAAGAUAGGGCUAGUGCAUGGUAGUGCGAGCGUGGUUCAUCAGCUUCACGCUUUGGUAAAUCACAAAUGUUUGAAGAUUGCUUCAAGAGUUGUUCGAAUUGCACGGAAAAAGGAAAAAGGGGAGAUGAGGGUUGUAGUGCUGGUUGAUGUUUAUUUGCCCAUUGCUUUGUGGUCCGGGUGGCAGUUUCCGAGAUCGAGGUCCACGGCGGGAGCUCUUUUCCGCCAUUUGAGUUGUGACUGGCAGGCCAGGGGCUCGAUGAUGGAUUGUAACAAACCUGAUUCCAUUGACGAUCACAUUUGGAAUGUUUCAGAUUGCCAUGUUCUUGGAUGCAACCAGCAUUGUAAUGCACCUGAUACUUCCCAAAAAAAACUGUUUGAACUCCACGAGAUAUUUAGGAGUCUGCCUAGUGUGUCAAUGCAGGGAGAUUCUGUCCAUUCCAAAGUAAAUCCCGCAGAUGAUGCUUGUACAUCUGGUUUUUGGCUGUUGCCGGAUGAUGUUUUGGUCAAUAUUUUAACUGCACUUGAUCCUCUUGAACUUCUUAGGGUUUCCUCAACUUGUCGGCAUCUAAGAUCAUUGGCAGCAACGAUAAUGCCAUCUAUGAAGCUUAAGCUUUUUCCUCAUCAGCAAUCGGCAGUUGAGUGGAUGUUAAAGCGGGAGCGGGAUCCUGAAGUUUUUCCGAAUCCUUUGUACUUGAAAUUUGCAACUGAAGACGGGUUUGCUUUCAAUGUAAGUACUGUUUCUGGAGAGGUUGUAACAGGUACCAUUCCUAUGAUUAAAGAUUUCCGUGGAGGUAUGUUCUGUGAUGAACCUGGCUUAGGUAAGACUAUUACGGCUCUGUCUCUGAUUCUGAAAACGCUAGGAACUCUUGCAGACCCACCAGAAGGGGUAGAAAUAAUCUGGUGUAAACAAAAUGGUGACCAGAAAUGUGGCUAUUAUGAGCUUGGUGGUGAUAGCAUGAACUGUGGUAGUGUGUUGGCCAGUAAAAAGAUUACUGGACGUACUAGUCGAAGAGGCCAAACAUUUCUGGACAAUGUUACUCCAGGAUGUCAAAAGGAGAACUCAAAAUGGAAUUCUUCUGAGACAGCCAAGACACCAAUGUUUGUGAAAUCUGCAGCAGCAGCAUGUACUGUUCAGUGCACCCGAAGCUGGACUAAAGUUAAGAGAAAUCUUCUGGAUGCAUAUGAAGGAGCAUCUUAUCCUUCUAGUGAGAGGAAGGUCGGGGAGACCUCAAAAAAGAGAAAACUGGCUGCAGUUGGUGCUGAAGAUGGUCUACCAUUUGUACUGUCACGAAACAUGAACAAGAGAACUAAGAAGGCCACUGUAGACUAUUUUGAACUAAAUGAAACUUGGGUCCAGUGUGAUGCUUGUCGCAAGUGGCGGAAGCUUGUGGAUUCACAUGUUACAGAUUCUUCCACUGCGUGGUUUUGUAGUAUGAACAGUGAUCCAUUUCAUCAGAGUUGCAGUGUCCCUGAAGAGUCAUGGGACAACUGUCAGUCAGUAACAUACUUGCCUGGAUUUUAUACCAAAGGAACUAGUGAAGGCAAAGAGGAAAACGUUUCAUUUUUUGCUAGUGUUCUCAAGGAGCACUAUGCAUUGAUUAAUUUUGAAACUAAAAAGGCUUUAAUUUGGUUGGCCAAACUAACAGAAGAUAAGCUUUUUAGAAUGGAGACAACUGGAUUAGUCCACCCCCUCACAGGAACUAAAGUUCUAUCUACAGGAGAAGUCCGUGGCUUUCACAAAAUCUUUCAAGCCUUUGGUUUAGUCAAGAGGUUAGAGCAGGGAACAAUGAGGUGGCACUACCCUAGAAAUUUAGUCAAUUUGGCUUUUGAUUUGGCUGCCCUCAGGAUUGCUCUCUGUGAGCCGCUUGAUUCUGUCAGGUUCUAUUUAUCCAGGGCAACUUUAAUUGUAGUUCCUGCAAAUCUAGUUGAUCAUUGGAAGAAUCAAAUACAAAAGCAUGUCAAAUCUGGUCAAUUGCGUGUGUAUGUAUGGGCUGAUCAUAAAAAGCCUUCCGUACAUAAUGUUGCCUGGGAUUAUGAUGUUGUCAUCACUACUUUCAGUCGUUUAAGUGCUGAAUGGAGCCCCAAAAAGAGAAGUGUCUUGAUGCAAGUUCAUUGGCUCCGGGUCAUGUUUGAUGAAGGGCACACCCUUGGCUCAAGUUUGAACUUGACAAACAAAUUACAAUUGUCUGUUUCAUUGACAGCUUCUAAUCGUUGGUUGUUAACUGGUACACCUACUUCCAAUACACCGAACAGUCAACUUUCAAAUCUCCAGCCCAUGCUUAAGUUCCUUCGUGAGGAAGCAUAUGGACAGGAUCAAACUUCAUGGGAAGCUGGCAUACUUAGGCCUUUUGAGGCAAAGAUGGAAGAGGGCCGGGCACGCCUGUUACAGUUACUCCGUAGGUGCAUGAUUAGUGCUAGGAAAAAAGAUUUACGAAUGAUUCCUCCCUGCAUUAAAAAGGUGACAUUUCUGAAUUUCAAUGAAGAGCAUGCAAGGAGUUACAAUGAAUUAGUAGUUACGGUACGUCGUAAUAUACUAAUGGCUGAUUGGAAUGAUCCUUCUCAUAUUGAGAGUUUGUUGAACCCAAAGCAAUGGAAGUUUCGAAGUACCACCAUCAGAAAUGUGAGGUUAUCUUGCUGUGUGGCUGGACAUAUAAAAGUAACAGAUGCUGGACAAGAUAUACAGGAAACAAUGGAUAUCUUGGUGGAAAAUGGUCUGGAUCCUCUUUCGGAGGAGUAUGCUUUUAUAAGAUAUAACAUUCUAUAUGGUGGAAAUUGUAUGAGAUGCGAAGAAUGGUGUCGUCUGCCCGUCAUAACGCCGUGUAGGCAUCUUUUGUGCCUGUCUUGCGUUGCUUUAAACAGUGAAAAAUGUACUUUCCCUGGUUGUGACAACUUAUAUGAGAUGCAGAGUCCCGAAACAUUAGCCCGUCCAGAAAAUCCCAAUCCAAAAUGGCCUGUUCCAAAAGAUUUGAUUGAAUUACAGCCCUCAUAUAAACAGGAUGACUGGAAUCCUGAUUGGCAAUCAACAUCUAGCAGUAAAGUUUCAUAUCUUGUGAAGAGGUUGAAAGAUUUGCUGGAAGCUAAGAAAAUAAUUGACAGCUGCAUCAACGAGGGCCAUGAUGGAAAAGAGAUUGAUGAAUUUUUUUCACCAUUCGGGAGAAGCAAGGCUUCUGCUAGAUCUAUCAAUGGGUUUCCAGAGAAAGUGCUAAUAUUUUCUCAGUUUCUUGAGCAUAUACAUGUCAUUGAACAGCAGUUGACAGUUGCUGGCAUUAAAUUCGUGGGAAUGUACAGUCCAAUGCAUUCUGUCAACAAGGUGAAAUCGCUGGCUACCUUCCAGUAUGAGGAAGAAUGUAUGGCUCUUCUGAUGGAUGGAAGUGCAGCACUUGGUCUUGAUCUGAGUUUUGUGACACAUGUCUUUCUAAUGGAGCCCAUUUGGGAUAAAAGCAUGGAGGAACAGGUGAUUAGUCGUGCUCACAGGAUGGGUGCUACACGCCCUAUCCAUGUAGAAACUUUGGCUAUGCAUGGUACAAUUGAAGAGCAGAUGCUGAAAUUCUUGCAGGAUACCGAUGAGUGUAGAAAAUUCUUGAAGGAAGAAUAUGUUCAUGAAGGUGCUCGAGCUCGACGUACAUUGCAUGAUUUUGCUGAGAGUAAUUAUUUGGCUCAACUGAGCUUUGUGCGGAAAAUUUCAAAAAAUAAGGAGCCCGAACAACAGUAAAUACCCCAACCCAUCCUUUUCUAUUGCUUAUUGGUGCGGUCAACCCUACCAAUGUUGAUAAAUAUUUUUCAAACUUAAUCUGUGAAGCUAUGCUGCAUCUGCUGUCUCUUGUAAAUACUAGUAAGUUCCAUAUAUAUAAUCUCAAUCCUCUUACUUAAUCCAUAAAAAACUUGCAGCAAUUUCAUUUUGGGAUUUUUCCCAUUUCAUCAUAUCUCCCUGUCCAUUCUUAUAUUUGGUUUGCAUUCUUCUCUUUUGUGCUUAAAUUGAGAAAAUCUUCUUGUCGCCAUGUGUUAUCUUAUUCGUUUAGUUCAAAAGGUCUAUGAGGUUUAAGCAAAACGUCUCAUACCAUUGAUGGAUCUGACAAAUUUUAGAACUUCCGGUCAACGGGGGUGAGCGUGUUCCUUGACAACAUCCAUGAGGAAUAGUUUGCAUGUCUUCUGUUGACUUUACCAGAUAGACGCAAUUUGAACACAUGUCAGUCAUUGUAGGGUUUGCCUGCCUGCUUGCUAACUUCAAGACCCCAUAGGAUUAGUCGGAUGCAUGGAAACCUGCUUGCUAACUUCAAGACCCCAUAGGAUUAGUCGGAUGCAUGGAAACAGGCUCAGACACCCACAAUUACCAAAAUCUAUAGUUACCACAUAUGGUUUUCUUCUUUAUAACAGCUAGAGGAUGUAUAUUUGCAUUAUAUGUUUUUGUUGUAUAUAGAAAUUGUGGCGAGUCUAUUGUCAAUAUAGAUAUUGAUGGUAACUUCUAGAUUUGUCUUGUAUACAUUUGUAAGCUAAUUGGAGUUGCCCUUGGUGGGUUUUUGAGAACUAAAAUAACGAUGUAAAAUCAUUUGA
Messenger RNA from Cynara cardunculus var. scolymus (artichoke), 5000 nucleotides. RefSeq names its product F-box protein At3g54460. Gene Ontology annotation, molecular function: zinc ion binding; ATP binding; protein binding. Bases 127 to 4161 code for a protein of 1344 amino acids. The record is from RefSeq and is a predicted model, not a curated record. NCBI's taxonomy places the organism in Eukaryota, Viridiplantae, Streptophyta, Magnoliopsida, Asterales, Asteraceae. The transcript has 9 exons.